AUGGCGUCCGCCCUGUUCUCUUUCAUUGACUCCAUUGGAGAGACCUUUGAGGGAGUUGUGGAGAAUGUCGAGACUGUCGUUGGCAGUGUGGAGAAGGAGGUUGACUCGGCCAUGCAGCAGAUUGAUGCCGGAGUCGACCUGGAUGAUGUCCUGGAGGAGAUCCAGCUUGCUGGCACUGACGAGGCGGCGCUUCUGCUUGCCUACAAGAAGCUCGAGGUGCUUGCGCAGAACCAGACCGCAGCCAUCCUGCACGGCUGGGUCGUUGAGGACCGUGUGGUGCCAGUGGUCUGUGCGGCGCUCUGCCGCGUCGAGUCAGCGAGGCUCGCGGCCGGGCCGCUGGCAAGGACUUUGAAUGGCAUGGGCCAGGCCCUGGACCUCACCGGCACGACUCCCGAGGAGCUCCGCGCCUUCCAUGAGCAGAUCGUGCGGCGCACGGAAAACGGAAAGGCCAUGCUGAAGCUGCUGCAGGCUCAAGAUUUGGCCUCGCGCACGCAAGGCUUCGUCCUGCUGCGACGGGUGUAUCCGGAGACCAGCGCAGUCUUGGGGCGGCAUCUCCUCAGCGACCCCGAGUCGAUUUCCGCGCUGACCCAGAUUUUGCAGGCUGCUAAAGCUUCCACAUGGGAAGCUGAGCGGAGUGCGGAAAUCGUGCUUUGUGCGGAGUGCGUUCGCUUUCUGCGCUUGGUGACAGCCAAUGAUGGGGAUGUGCGCAUGAUUGUGACCUUUCAGGAUGGUGCGGAGGCUUUGCUCUCCAUCGCCGCCCGGGCGCUGAGCGCGCGCGUGCCCGCGGCCGAUCUGGCGGUGGACGCUUGCGUCUGCGUGAAGCAACUGGUUGGACAGGGCCCAGUUGCGCAGAAGUACAUGCGAGAGGCUGGGCAUUUGUUGACCUUGACCCGCACCCUGCACUCCGUGUUCGCUGCGCUGGGGCUGUCUGAGGCGAACGAGUGGACGUCGGGCCUUCGGAACGUGGCCACCACACUGCUGGAAUGCCUGGCAACCUUUGUGGCGAAGGCUAGCAAUGAGGCGGCUGACAACUCCAAAGCUAUCGUGCAGUCCGGCUUGGUGGAUUUGGUCUGCCAAGAGGUGCUGCCGUAUCCUCGCCUGGAUCCCUUGCGGCUGCAAGCUGUCGAGGUCUUGGCUGGGGCGGCCAAGGUGGUCCCAACGGUGGCCUUCUUGCAGGCCCCGCUGCAAAGCGGCACUGUGCUGGAUUUGCUGGUGGCAGCUCUGCUGGAGGCGAACGUGUCAGAGCUGCGAACGGGAUUGGAGGGCUUGCUGAUGACCUCCAUCGAGCGCAGCCAAGAUGUUCGCCAGGCCCUGGUUCACAUGUUUCAGGAGGACUCAACUGGAGGCCUCCUACGUGCCCUCACAGAGAUCUCGGCAAAGUCCGUCGAGCCAUCCAACACUUGGUUCUCUGCGCGGCUGCUGGGUCACUGCCUGCGCUGCGAGCCGGAGCUUCGUGGACAACUUGCCAGGCCGGAGUCGGGUGCGUCUCUCUCGUCCCUACUGGGCCCAACCACGGCGCUGGCCCGCGCCUGGCGAUCCGAGGCUCACGCCGAGAUGUGCCUUUGUGCACUGCUGCAGCUCUUGGCCGAGUGGUGCCACGGCUGCCCGGCGGCUGCGGAGGUCAUCUCCUCCUCGCCCGCACAGCUGCCCGAGCUCAUGGCCCUGCUGGAGUCGUCAACCACAGCGGCCACCACGCAUGUGCGGGGCCUGGCGGCGCUGGUGCUGGGCACCUGCCUCCUGGAGCUGCCCGAGGCCGGGUUGGUGGGUGCUUCGCGGCUCAUGGACAUCAUCGCCUCCCGUGGCGUUGAGACGUUCACCCGGGCCGCAGAGGAUUUCCAGAGAUGCCUUGACAAGCCUGCAAACGCCCAGCGCUACCAUGGGGGCUUUCACGCCUGGGCCUCCUCGCAAUUUCAGAAAGUUCAAGAUGCGAUGGUGCGCAUUUGGCUAGAGCAAGGUGAGCGCGAGCGGCCGGCGCAAGGCAUGGCCGAGGAUGUCGCAGGGCACUUCAAGGACUUGAUCAAGAUGCAGGACAAGGAGCUGCGGGACUUGCGAGCAGAGGUGCAGCAGCUGAAGUCAGAGAACCACGAGCUGCGGAAGCUCACGACGGACGAAGACAAGACUCUGCUGCUUUGGAAGGUUGGGGCGCUCACCAAGCAGUGCGAGGCGCUGCAGGUGCAGUGUGACCUUCUGCAGGCGAGCCGAAGCUCGGUGGAGGUGGCCAGACUGCGCGAGCGCCAAGCCCUGCGGGAGCAGCGCCAGGAGCUUGAGCAGCAGCUCCAGGUGCUGGCCCUGGCCUUGGAUGAGGCCGACCUUGCGACGGCGAAGGAGCCGUCCGAGGAGCCGUCCCAGGCGUCCCAGUGCCAGAUCAUUGAGAUGGACGAAAGGGACGAGCUCUUGGCGGUGCUCAGUCAGAUCCACCGGUCCUGCCCCGAGGCCGCGGCCUUCCUGGCACCGCUGGGCCGCUUCGCUGCCCCGGAGGUGAAGGUCAGCGCCUGGGAGGACGCCGCGGACCGCCUCGGGCGCCAGGCGGAGGCAGUGUCUGUGCUGGCAACAAGCCAUGGCCAGCGAGUCUCGGAGCUGAAGGAGCAGCAGGAGCAGCGAAAGCAGCACGAAGGUCAGCAUCAGGGAUACAGCCAUGCCAACAAAGGUUCGCCGCACGGGUCAGAUUCGAGGGCUCCCUGGAAGCUGCCAGAGGGCUGGAUGGCCUACACAACUGCAGAAGGGCACGUGUUCUACCACAACCAGAGCACAGGGCAUUCACAGUGGGAGCCACCUCGGUGA
Molecule: messenger RNA, 2781 nt
Organism: Effrenium voratum
Lineage: Eukaryota; Dinophyceae; Suessiales; Symbiodiniaceae
Source: the annotation of a GenBank genome assembly